Molecule: messenger RNA, 3711 nt
Organism: Anastrepha obliqua
Lineage: Eukaryota; Metazoa; Arthropoda; Insecta; Diptera; Tephritidae
Gene: slbo
Product: CCAAT/enhancer-binding protein
Exons: 1
Coding region: 396-1742 (448 amino acids)
Biological process (GO): regulation of transcription by RNA polymerase II; DNA-templated transcription
Molecular function (GO): RNA polymerase II cis-regulatory region sequence-specific DNA binding; DNA-binding transcription factor activity, RNA polymerase II-specific
Source: RefSeq, a predicted model, not a curated record
AACACAAAACGAAUAUAAAAAAUAUCAAAAAUUCUCAUAACUUUUCUAACACAUCCCAAAGAUUUUACCUCAGAAAUGCUUAAAAGCCAAAACAGGACUUUGACAAAGCAACUUAUAAUAUUAAAAUUUAAAACCAUUUUGAAAACCUGAGAACACAAAACUCAAAGUGACAUUUUAAUGAAAAAUAAAUUAAAAACAACAGCAAAAAUAGUCUUCUAACUGCUUCUAAAAGAACUAAACAUUUCGAAGUGAAUAAUUAGUGAAGAAAUGAUCUAAGCUGUCAGUCUUCCAAUUUUAGUUGAAACCCGUGCGAUCGUUAAAUCCUAUCAACUACCUUACCCUAAAACGAAAUUACACAAACAGCGAAAAUUUUGCCCUCAUUUGCUCAAUUAAAAAUGCUCAACAUGGAGUCACCGCAGAUGUACGAUACCGUGCAGACCCUCUCCCAGCUGGACCUCAAAAAACAGCCUCCGCCCCAACAGGCGAUCAUCGGCCAAAUCACUCUGACCGCCAUGUCCAGUGCCCAGCAGCAGAACAAUAAUGCAAAUGGCAGCCUAAACAACCCCAACAGUAACAACAACAAUGGCACAGAUGCCAACAAUAACAAUAAUGUUGGUAAUUUGGCAGCUGCCGCUGCUGUUGCAGCCCAUCAACAGAAUUCCGGCCUUGUGGUCAAACAGCACGCAGUCCAUCAGAUGCAACAUGCAGCCGCAGCUCUAAACAACAACAACAAUGCAUCCACCAUUAAUGCCAAUGUAAACAAUGUAAACAACCUGCUGCAGAAGCAAAUGCUGCAGCAAUACUCUCAAUCCGAUCUGGACGAGUUAACCGCACAGGAAAUCACUUUAGAUCUGCAACACUUAAUUGACGAUCAGUUUCGCGAACAGGAGGGCCUUGGUAUUUUCAGUGACAUGGUUACGAGUCCAGGUGGACUUUCGGCCACCCUACCACCGAACGGCAUGGUGAGUGCCGCCGCAAAAGUUUUGCAACAGCACCAACUGCAACAACAAUCGCUACGAACUCAACAGCAUAACUACGGGCGCAGCGCUCUGGCCUACAUGCCACAAGCGGUGCACUCGGGCGCAGCCUACAGUAAUAACUCGAGUGAUGAGAACUCAUCGGUGGGCUCAGACACGUCCACCAUCAAAGAGGAGCCCAUCGACCCGGAAUAUCGACGUCACCUGCAGGAAACGAACGCAAACAAUGCAGCGGCGGCUGCUUUCAUCACAAAUAGUGGCGCCAACGGACUCUACAAUCCUUACCAGACAACGACCAAUAAUGGACCAGUAAACAACGGCGUCAUGAACAAUGGCGGCAGCGGUGCAGCGCCCAACUUCACAAAUCUCACCUCAGCCAAUGUUUUGGCCCAUCACUCCGUGAAUCUGCCUCAUCUAGCAGCUGGUGCGCACCUCCUCAAACACCACAACAAACAACUGCAACACCAACGUAAGUCUUCACUCAAGCAUGUGGAUAAGGGCAGCGAAGAGUACCGACGAAGAAGAGAACGCAACAAUAUAGCAGUGCGAAAGUCGCGCGAAAAGGCAAAGGUGCGCUCGCGCGAAGUGGAAGAGCGCGUCAAGUCAUUGCUGAAGGAGAAGGAGGCGCUUUUGCGCCAACUACAGGAGAUGACCAAUGAAAUUCAACUACACAAACAGAUCUACAUGCAGCUAAUGAAUCAUGCGAACCCCGAAGUGAGUCGUGUCUGCCGCAGUUUCCUCAACACCAACGAGCACGGGCUGUAGAAGCGCUAGGAUACCGCGCGAUCGGCUAUCAUUAGCGAUGAUGAUAAGCGGUACCGGAUAUCAUGAGGCAUACGUGCGAUUACGAGCGUGAAUUUUUUGUCUUCAUUUGUAAAUAAGCAAUGUGUGUGUGUGUGUGUGAGUAUCUCCAUGUCUGGAUGUAUGUAUUUGAGUAUUAGUAAAAUUUCUAGAAGCAAACGCUAUCGCUGUGGGCUUAAUAUUUUUAAGGUCUCAUUUUUUAUACAAUCUAUGGAUACUGUAAAUUGUAAAAUAUAUAGUUUAAAGAGAGAGUCGAAAUAGAGGCAUUCCUCAAAAACCUGAAUCUAUAUAUAGUACAUAUGUAUUUAAAUUAAAUGUGAAUUGCUUUUUUAAACAUAAUUUAUUUUAAAUACUGUCAUAAUUUUAGCAAAGCAAACAAGCAAGCAGGUUGACGGAGUUAUAUAAGAUAUUGUCAGCAGAGGAAACUUAAGGUAAAAUAUUUAAUUUUCUGCACGGCAGUUAAAAUUCGAAAUGAAAAAUGCUGGCUUCGUAAUAUCUUCAAUAAUUUUCGAAAACUGUGAUAAUUUUUUUAAAGAGCUAGGAGGAGAGGAUAAAUAUAAAACGCAUCCCUCUUUCAUUUGCCUCUUUCAACAAUACAGCAAACAGCAUUGCCAAUCCUAAACGCACCGUGACACUUAAUCACUUACGAAUGCAAAAAUUGGAAAAUGAAAAAUAUACAGAUGCCUGCAAACAAUUCCAAAUAAAUAAAAUAUAUGCUUGUGUGUUUCUGAUAUGCUUGUUUUUAUUGCUUUAUUUUUCAAAGUUUAUACUCGAUGGUUCGUACUUAUUUAAUUUAAAUGCUUUCCAUGCGUUUCAAAUGUAAUUUAAUUUAAUAGAAGGUUUAAAAAUGUAAGAUAAGCCAAAGAAGUUUUAAGUAAAAUAAUUAUAAAUGAAAUUGUAAACACCCAAAAUGGGCAAAUAUGCAAUAUAUAUGUAUGUGGAUGUAAAUACAGAUAAUAAAAAACAGCAAAAAUAGAAAUCAGCACAGUAAAGGUUAUUUUGAAUGGAAGAAUCGAACUAAGGAAAUUUGUGGCAAGUUAAGAUUAAAGCGAAAAUGUGCCCAUUUCACCGUUGAAUGCUGAGUAAAACUCUAACUUACAUGCAAUUCUUAGUUUGAGUCUAAGGCGCACGAUUUCAGCGCACUAAGAAACAGAAUUUUGAAAUAGCUUUGGCUCAGCAAGGCUUUGACGCAUAAACUCAAAAGUCAAAACUUUGCGUUUCUUUCUUUUUUUAGACUUAUGAAUAAAAGCUUUAACAUCCAUUCUGAGUGUAACUUAUAUUUGAAAAUUUGUAAGCCCUUUACAAUGCAAUCAAACAUUUUUUUUAAUUCCUAAUUCCCAGGCAAUUUCGCAAGUUUUCAAAUGACUCAGCAUUUGGAAAAAAGUACCUCCGUAUUUUUUUGCUUCUAAUUCACAAAGUAUGUGUUUGAGGCGCCCUUUGAAUUGAAAAGUGCUGCGCAAAUGUGCUAUAGACUUUAAGGGAAAUGUAAUGUUAUCAGUUAGACAUUAUCUGAAUUAUAUCUUGCACACGUGAAAGUUAUUCACUGCAACAUUCACGCACCUCAUAAUUAACUGCUAUACUUAUAAAGAUUAUACAUUGCACUGAAAGCUUUCUUAGCUUUCGAAACUGAUGAGUUUGGCAUGCUGAUCCUUAGCGAAAUUUUUUCUUUAACUUAAAAUGUUCCCAUAUUUUGGCAAGAGUAUGAAGUUAUAUUUUGUUGUAAAUAUGUAACCGUAUGUGUUAAGCAGCAACCUUAGAUAAAGUACUUUUGCUUGUUAAUUCAUGUGCGUAUGUAGGCACGUCUGCUUUAGCAAAUACCUACGCUUAGGUGUAGAUUAAAUAUUUUCAGAGAAUAGUUUAAGAUUUUACAUACUCAAUACCUUAUCAUUUGUAAAUUAUCUCAUUUCAAAUUAUUUAUGAAUUUUGUAAAAUU